UGCGCUCUCCUCCGACGAAGGACGCAAAAAAAGCCUCAGUUCCUAGUCGCCUGCGCCUUUCUCUCUCGUCCACCCUCUUACUCGCUAUCUCUCAUCUGCCUGCUCCGGUUGUAGGUCUUUUCUCUGCUCCGUAUACAAACAUCAUCAUGGUCAGUCGGUGGGCAUCUCUUUUCCUCGUCCUUGUCGCAUCCUGUGUGAUCCCUGGCUCGCGCGCAUCAAACGUGACCUCUCUGACCGGUACCUGGACUUCUAAGUCGGACGCGGUCUUCACUGGACCUGGAUUCUAUGAUCCUGUUGAUGAACUUCUCGUGGAGCCGCGUCUGCCCGGCCUGAGUUUCAGCUUUACAGACGACGGCUACUACGAAGAGGCCUUCUAUAUCGUCCACUCGAACCCCACCACACCCGGAUGCCCUACUGCCGUCCUCCAGUUCCAGCACGGCGAAUAUGUCCUCAACAGUAACGGCUCCAUCUCUAUGUUCCCCAUCGCUGUCGACGGUCGACAGCUGUACUCUGAUCCUUGCACCUCAAAUUCCUCGGAUUACACAAGAUAUUCUCAGUUUGAGCUGUAUUCGGAAUGGAAUAUCGUCAUCGACAGUUAUCGUGGACAAUACCGCCUCAACCUUUACGAGUGGGACGGUACCCCCGUUCGCCCGUUAUACCUCGCCUAUCGACCGCCGCUCAUGCUUCCUACCGUGACCAUGAACCCGACGACUGCUGCCGCUUCAUCUACUUCCACCUCUGUCAGCUCGCGCCACAGAAUAAAAAGAUCAUUCCAGAACAGACAUGUCACGAACGCUUACAAGAAAUCUUAUCUCAACUACGAUUUCUGGUGGUGGACCGGUGUUUUCUUGAUGGUUGGCGGCGGCUCCUCAUACAUCUUCCUUCAGGCGCGUCAGCUCAAGACGGCUUAAUUCUCGACUAGUUGCACCGUCUAUAUCACCAAGCUAUCGAGUGCUGUCCAAUCUCUGUCUCAUUCGACAAAAGGCGUCUCGAUCUGCAGUGUGCUGAUUUUGUCUUGAACUUAAGUGGCUCAGAAUUAUCACCAAGCGCUACCUUGCUUGUCUGGUCAUCACUUCGUUUAUUUUUAUGUUUUUAAAGGCGUUGGUAAAGAUUGCUAUUGUUUUCUUUUGUACUCUCUGUUUUCGUUGUUUCGUAAAUUAGCUGCUGUUAUAUCGUGUUUUACAAGCCUUGACUUUGGUUAUCUGCAUACUCAUAAACUGUUUUUAGUUUUAGAAAUUGAAAUGAAAAGCUUUAUCUAUAAUGA
Messenger RNA from Myxozyma melibiosi, 1264 nucleotides. RefSeq names its product protein ROT1. Gene Ontology annotation, cellular component: endoplasmic reticulum membrane; endoplasmic reticulum. Gene Ontology annotation, biological process: 'de novo' protein folding. The transcript is spliced from 4 exons. Lineage: Eukaryota; Fungi; Ascomycota; Lipomycetes; Lipomycetales; Lipomycetaceae. The record is from RefSeq and is a predicted model, not a curated record. Bases 147 to 911 code for a protein of 254 amino acids.